AUGGUGCUUCCUAUCCUGGGCGCGCGCUCAGCACCAUGGAUAUCCAAUCUCGUCGCCGUGUCCGUCAUAGCUGUGGUGCUGUUCGUGACAGUACUCGGAUUCUGGGCCUUCCAGCCGCCAAUCCCUCGGCCGGGAUCUCACGGUGGCACGACCGUUCAAGUAACCAUCCCCGUCGAACCCUCCGGUCCCGUCUCCAUACAGGAAGUCCUUCGACUCCUCUAUGCGCCCCUCAAGAUGCAGCCUACCACUCCUUCUUUCACCGAUGACCUCGGACGAUCCUACAAACUCCCAGCGAAACCUCUGUUCCCUAAUCUCCUCGGAAAAGACUUGUUGGUGGUGGACUUGGAGACUCGACCGCUGGACAAGAAUGGUCAGCUCUUGCAUAAAGGAGCAUUCAGGUGGGGCGACCUAGACUAUCUGUCUGGUGGAGUCAUGAACCACUAUACCUACGCAAUGAUCCACGGAUACGACUACAAAUUCGUUCAGGCCGCAAGUUUCGACGACCGCCACAACACCUGGAUAAAACCAAGUGCCCUGGCGAACCUCCUCAAGCACUACAAGUUUGUUGUCUUCCUCGACGCCGAUGCCGCUUUCCACCAAAUGCAGAUGCCCAUGGAAUGGCUCUUAAACUACUGGCAAAUCACCCCCGAGAUCUCCCUCGCCAUGCCUUUGGACCCCUCCGGACCCCCCGGAACCAAUGACGACCGCUUUAAUCGCACCCUCACUAAUACUGGUUUCAUAAUAGCUCAGCAGAGCGAACGGACCCAGGAGAUCCUCAGGGCAUGGCACGAAUGCCCUGACGAUACCCGCUACCCGGACUGCUCGCAGUGGAAACAACCGCGCUUCCACGAGCAGAGUGCCUUCGGAAACUAUAUCCGCUACGACUACGAAGAGAACGUCAAGGAACUGCCCUGCACAGAAGCGAACGGUUACCCAUCCGAGACCGCCCAGUGCGAAGGAAUCUUCAUGCGCCACUACUGGUACGGCAAAGAGCGCGUCCGCGACGACCUAGCAAACUCCACCAUGGAGGCCAUCAUGGCCCCAAUUCAGAAACUUUACAUGGACCACCGCAAAGACAUCAUUACCGAGCAGGCGAAGAACGAAAUCAUCUAA
Mytilinidion resinicola is the source of this 1113-nucleotide messenger RNA. RefSeq lists its product as uncharacterized. The transcript has 3 exons. The record is from RefSeq and is a predicted model, not a curated record. NCBI's taxonomy places the organism in Eukaryota, Fungi, Ascomycota, Dothideomycetes, Mytilinidiales, Mytilinidiaceae. The coding region runs from base 1 to 1113 and encodes 370 amino acids. Gene Ontology annotation, molecular function: glycosyltransferase activity. Gene Ontology annotation, biological process: protein N-linked glycosylation. Gene Ontology annotation, cellular component: Golgi membrane.